Molecule: messenger RNA, 1994 nt
Organism: Protopterus annectens (West African lungfish)
Lineage: Eukaryota; Metazoa; Chordata; Ceratodontiformes; Protopteridae
Product: Y+L amino acid transporter 2-like
Exons: 11
Coding region: 289-1743 (484 amino acids)
Biological process (GO): amino acid transmembrane transport
Cellular component (GO): membrane
Molecular function (GO): basic amino acid transmembrane transporter activity; L-amino acid transmembrane transporter activity
Source: RefSeq, a predicted model, not a curated record
GUGAGUUGUCCUUCCACACCUGUUACAUCAUCGAUGAGUGGAAGACCCAAGUUCAGAAAAGCCGUCAAGCGUGGACCAGCUGUGAAAAGGGCUGAUACUCUCGUGUUACAGUCAGCUAAAAGGUGGCGUGGCACUUGGGGUUUUUGUUUCACUGUUUACGUUCCUGAUACUGACUUAAGGAGAUUUUUGACUGGGAUAACAGAAAACUAAGUUCGGCUACUUAUUAAUUGCACUAAUUUAAGGUUUGCAGCAUUAAGUCCAAUUUGUCUCGUACAUCACUAGCUGAAAAUGGCUGAUGAUUUACAGAAAGAUUCUACAAACUCUCUGAAACUUAAAAAGGAGUUGUCUUUGCUACAUGGAGUUUGCCUGAUAGUAGGGAACAUGAUUGGAUCGGGCAUUUUUGUUUCCCCAAAAGGAGUGUUGUUGUACAGUGGAUCCUAUGGACUUUCCUUGGUCAUCUGGGUGAUAGGAGGAAUAUUUUCUGUCAUUGGAGCCUUAUGCUAUGCUGAACUUGGAACAACCAUCACCAAGUCUGGAGCGAGUUAUGCCUAUAUUUUGGAGUCAUUCGGUGGAUUACUUGCUUUUAUUAGGCUGUGGACUUCAUUACUGAUAGUGGAUCCUGCAAGUAUAGCAGUGAUUGCAAUCACAUUUGCCAAUUACCUUGUACAACCUUUCUAUCCAACAUGCAUUCCACCUUACAUGGCUGUACGCCUUGUUGCUGCUAUGAUUAUUAGUCUCUUAACUGCUGUCAAUUGUGGCAAUGUGAAAUGGGGUAAUACACUGCAGGUGGCAUCUACUGUCGCCAAAGUGCUUGCAUUAAUUGUCAUCAUCAUAGCUGGAAUGGUAAAACUAUGCCAAGGUUAUACAACAAAUUUUGAAAACUCAUUUGAUGACUCUAACCUGAAUGCGGGUGAUCUAGCUUUGGCAUUGUACUCUGCCUUAUAUUCAUAUUCAGGCUGGGACACACUUAAUUUUGUUACAGAAGAACUUAAAAAUCCUGAAAGAAACCUUCCAUUAUCCAUCGCAAUCUCCAUGCCUUUGGUUACUGUUAUUUAUGUCUUAACAAAUGUGGCAUAUUACACAGUGUUGGAUCUAAACACUGUCCUGGAUAGCGAAGCUGUGGCAGUGACAUUUGCUGAUGAGAUCUUGGGGUUUGCAAGAUGGCUUAUCCCAAUAUCAGUUGCCAUAUCUUGUUAUGGUGGUUUGAAUUCGACUCUGAUUGCUGUUUCUAGGUUGUAUUUUGUCGGCUCUCGAGAAGGGCAUCUCCCUACUGCCUUGUGCAUGAUACAUGUGAACAGAUACACACCUAUCCCAGCUCUCAUUUUUAGUGGAGGCAUGUCGUUAAUUUAUCUUGUUGUGGAAGAUGUCUUUCAGCUCAUCAACUACUUCAGCUUUAAUUACUGGCUUUUCAUUGGCCUAUCCAUAGUCAGUCAGAUUUACCUGCGGUUUAAGUUCCCAGAUAUGCCAAGACCUGUAAAGCUGAGCCUGUUCUUCCCUAUUACAUUCUGUUUAUGCACUGUAUUCCUGGUUGUUGUUCCAUUAUACAGUGACACAAUUAACACCAUGGUUGGAAUAGCAGUAGCACUUUCAGGUGUCCCUGUAUACUAUGUCUGCAUCUACCUUCCACCCGACAGACAACCCAGAUGUCUACAGAAACUAUUGGGUUUUCUCACACUGAAUGUUCAGAAGCUGUGCUUGUGCUGUGCAGUGGAUUCUGAAGAUAGAAAAGAAAUAGUGGCAUAAAACAAACCAGUGGCUAAACAAUUGACUGAUCAUCUGAAGCUGCAGCGAUUGGAAAUAAUGAUUUACUUUAUUCAUUCUUUUAAAAAUAUCUGAAAGUUAAAAUGAGCUGUUUUUUUUAAUUUAAUAAAGCUAAUGCUGAGGCUGAGUUGUUUAGGGUAAUUUACCCUAUAUUUUGUUAUGGUUAUAUUUGGAUUUGGUAAUAUUGUUAUCCAAGUUCCAUCUAAUUUAAUAUUAAAUAAAUAUUUCAUUAA